Messenger RNA from Anoplophora glabripennis (Asian longhorned beetle), 791 nucleotides. RefSeq names its product protein takeout-like. The coding region runs from base 137 to 784 and encodes 215 amino acids. The transcript has 6 exons. Lineage: Eukaryota; Metazoa; Arthropoda; Insecta; Coleoptera; Cerambycidae. The record is from RefSeq and is a predicted model, not a curated record.
CUGAAAUGCAUCAGUCUAUACGUCGAAAUUAAAAAUUGAAGAAAUUGUAGCGUCAAUUAUAAUAUUUACGUUUGUUUAAUUAAAGGAAUAUUUUAGAUUAUGUUGUUAUCAACAACAUCCGUAAGCAAAAUAUCUAAUGCCUUGCUCUAGAAGUAACAACUUCAAUGAAUGUGCAAUAAAAAGUGGUCAAUACGCAAUUCCUUUUCUUCUAAAUGGUGACAGACAACUGAAAAUCCCAAGUCUAAACCCAGUAAAAAUUGAAUUUGUUGAAUUAACCACAAGUAACUUAAACCUUAAAUUGAGGAAUGUAGAGGUAUACGGACUGGACAAACUGAAGAUUUUAAAUGUGACGGUCGAUUUCGAUAAACGGAAAGUUCGCACCAUUACCGCUAUAGACAGAUCCACUAUCUUGGCUCAGUACGAAAUGAAGGGUCGUAUAAUACUACCCCUAACUGGACAUGGGCCUGCUAACAUUACAUUGUAUAAUGGCGUUUACCAGUAUGAGGCCGAAUGGGAAUUUACAACGCGCAAUAGAAACCGAUACUUGAAAAUUAUUGACAGCAAAUAUGACUACACAUCUGACAAAAUCACUUAUGACUUCAAAAAUUUAUUUAACGGAGAUAAGGUCUGGAGCACAGAAAUGAACAGAAUUUUAAAUGAAAACUGGAUGCAGGUGAAUGAAGACUUGAAGACGCCUUUUUUGGAAACUUUGUUAGCUUUUCAAAAUGAUAUAUCCACCAAAAUUUUUUCCCAAAUUCCAUAUGACGAACUUUUCCUAGAUUAGGUUACGC